AUGGCCGAGGUCACUGCAGCCCCGACCGAUGCGGCACCUCCGCCGCCACCAGCGGAGGCACCGCAACAAAAUGAACAAGCCAAUAAUGCAGCUGCGCCGGCUCCACCGAUGCCCCACCAGCCCGGCCCUCCCAUGCCUCCCAACAUGAUGCAGCCCCCGCCGCACAUGAUGCCGCCGGGCCCGCCGCCACACAUGAUGCCACAGCCUCCUUUUGGACCGCCUGCUGCUGAGGCUGGUGCACCGACCGAAGCCAAUGCCGAGCCGGCCGUGGAGCUCGAAGAGCCCAAUCAAACGCUGUACAUCAACAACCUCUCCGAGCGUGUCAAAGAGGACGAGCUCAAGAAAGCGCUUGAGGCCAUCUUCAAUCAGUUUGGAAAGAUUCUCCGAGUGGUUGCCAUGAGCUCCUUCAAGCGCCGUGGUCAAGCCUUUGUUGUCUUUGACUCGAUCGAAGCCGCGGAGAAGGCCCUCAACGCUAUGCAGUCGUUCCCCUUUUGUGGCAAGCCCAUGCGCAUCAAUUUCGCCAAGACAAAGUCGGACAUUGUGGCCAAGAACGACGGUGCCUUCAAGCCGCGCGUCAAGGCCCCAUUGGGUCCUCGCCCUACUCCACCAGGUGGUGGCCAGGCGCCCUACCCCGGUGCCGGCGAGUACAUGCAGGCCCCGGGCUCACCCGGCGAGCCCAGCAGCAAGCGGGGGCGUUACGAGUCUGGCGAGGCGGCCCCGCCCCCGCCCCCGGGACCACCAGGCCAAACAGCCCCGUCCGGUCACGCUCCCGCGGCCCCCCCGCCCAAUAUGGCAGAAGACCCAAGCCCCAUUCUCUUUUUGGAAAACUUGCCGUCCGAUCGCACGCAGGAAAUGCUCACGGCAUUGUUCAAGGAGUUUCCAGGCUUCAAGGAAGUACGCCUGGUACCCAUUCGCCCCGACAUUGGGUUUGUGGAGUACGAGAACGAGGUGCAGGCCAGUGCGGCCUUGCCCGCGCUGAAUGGCAAGGAGGUCACGCCCGGAAACAAGAUGCGCGUGUCCUUUUCCAAGAAGCGAUAA
Molecule: messenger RNA, 1038 nt
Organism: Monosiga brevicollis MX1
Lineage: Eukaryota; Choanoflagellata; Craspedida; Salpingoecidae
Exons: 8
Coding region: 1-1038 (345 amino acids)
Biological process (GO): mRNA splicing, via spliceosome
Cellular component (GO): U1 snRNP
Molecular function (GO): U1 snRNA binding
Source: RefSeq, a predicted model, not a curated record